ACUUGUCUAACACAGAGCAGAAGUACCAUUAGUUGGUUUAUGAUACAACUCCGUUUUUCUUAAUUCCCGCGAAGUUUGUCUUCCUCAUCCACUCCCUGACAAUGGCCACCAUUCCAUGUUCUUCUUCUUCAUCGUGGAACCUCAAGAAUUUCUCAUUUCGAUCUCUUGCUCAUUUUUACCCAAGCUCUAAACAUUUGAGGUUUACCCCCAAUAGCCAAGUCGUGCCUUCGCAUUGCUCUUCAAAAAGAUUGUCUUUUUAUGUGAGAGCCGAGCAUAGAGAAGAACCCACUCCGGCGGCUGUGGCUAAGGAAGAGUCUGGAAAUGAGGAAAUCGUGAAGAGAGAGUUGCAGUUGGACAAGGAAGUAUCUGAAACUGAAAAGAUUGAGAUAGAGAAACAGCAAGAAGUGGACUGGAAGAACGACAAGGAGUUCAAGAACUUUAUGGGUAAUCCUUCAAUUGAGGCUGCUAUAAAGCUGGAGAAAAAGAGGGCAGAUAGGAGGUUGAAGGAGCUCGAUAGAGAGUCCAGUAGCAACCCAGUUGUGGGCUUGAUCAAUAGACUGCUCCGUGACAAUUUGUCCAGAGAGAAAGAGAGGUUGGAGAAAGCAGAGGAAGCUUUCAAGGCUCUUGAUCUUAAGAAGUUAAAGAGCUGCUUUGGGUUUGAUACAUUUUUCGCGACAGAUGUUAGGAGAUUUGGAGAUGGAGGGAUCUUUAUAGGAAAUUUGAGGAAACCGAUUGAAGAAGUAAUACCCAAGCUAGAAGAGAAGCUAUCAGAAGCUGCUGGAAGGGAUGUUGUUUUGUGGUUCAUGGAGGAAAAAACAAAUGAUAUUACAAAACAGGCGUGUGUGGUGCAACCUAAGUCAGAGAUGGAUCUUCAAUUCGAGUCUACCAAAUUAAGCACUCCUUGGGGUUAUGCUAGUGCGAUAGCCCUAUGCGUUACGACUUUUGGGACUAUAGCUUUGACAAGUGGAUUUUUCCUCAAGCCAGAUGCCACGGUUGAUGACUACUUGGCUAAUGUGGUUCCACUCUUCGCGGGCUUCUUGACCAUACUAGGAAUUUCUGAGAUAGCAACAAGAGUGGUAGCAGCUCAGUAUGGUGUCAAACUUAGUCCAUCCUUUCUUGUUCCAUCAAACUGGACAGGAUGCCUCGGCGUUAUGAACAAUUACGAGUCUCUCCUCCCAAAUAAGAAGGCCUUAUUUGACAUUCCUGUUGCUAGGACCGCUUCUGCAUACAUAUCAUCACUACUACUCGUAGUUGCUGCUUUUAUUUCCGAUGGAAGCUUCAAUGGCGGUGACAAUGCACUGUACAUACGACCUCAGUUCUUCGAGAACAAUCCUCUGUUCUCUUUUAUCCAAUACGUUAUUGGGCCAUAUGCUGAUGAUUUGGGAAAUGUGCUUCCUUAUGCAGUUGAGGGUGUGGGAGUCCCAGUUGAUCCCCUUGCUUUUGCUGGUCUCUUAGGAAUGGUCGUUACGUCUUUGAAUCUGCUACCGUGUGGAAGACUUGAGGGGGGCCGAAUAGCUCAGGCGGUGUUUGGCAGAAGCACUGCUACAUUGUUGUCCUUUGCAACUUCACUCCUCCUGGGAAUUGGCGGCAUAAGCGGAAGCACCGUAUGUCUGGCUUGGGGUCUCUUUGCAACCUUCUUCCGGGGCGGAGAAGAGAUUCCGGCACAAGAUGAGAUAACUCCGUUAGGAAAUGAGAGGUUUGCUUGGGGUUGUGUACUAUUUUUGGUGUGUUUCCUUACUCUUUUCCCCAACGUGGGAGGUACAUUCUCUAGUUCUUAUUUUGGGUCUCCAUACUUCAGGGGAGACUUGUAAAUAUGAAGUUGAGUACUUGAGUGUAAUCAUUUGAUGUUUACGUUAUGGUAUGUGUAUAGUAAUUUUACUUGCGGCAAUUUUGUAGUACUAAAAUCUUUUUUUACUACACUGAAGAAUCAUUGGAAUAGACUGGAAAUUUUAAUAAGGUGAUCGCAACAUGGGAAAAAUAGUUCACA
This is a messenger RNA of Cuscuta epithymum, 1987 nucleotides long. Lineage: Eukaryota; Viridiplantae; Streptophyta; Magnoliopsida; Solanales; Convolvulaceae. The record is from the annotation of a GenBank genome assembly.